Zingiber officinale is the source of this 3188-nucleotide messenger RNA. RefSeq names its product stress response protein NST1-like. The transcript is spliced from 3 exons. The coding region runs from base 555 to 3065 and encodes 836 amino acids. Lineage: Eukaryota; Viridiplantae; Streptophyta; Magnoliopsida; Zingiberales; Zingiberaceae. The record is from RefSeq and is a predicted model, not a curated record.
UAGUACUUUUUCCCUGCGAACGAUAAUGAAUAGGGAAACAAAUGCGUUGGGAAACAAGAGCACGGGGGAAAAAUUGAAGCGUUCAUUUGACAACUAGAUCGUGUCUAUACUCUUCUCUCUCUCUGAGCCAUGGGCGCGGACCAGACAGAAUUAGGGUUUUCUCGGUGAGCCACCUCGGCGGCAUCAUGCGUCGCUCCUUCGUCUCCAUUUUUGUUCGGCAUCCUCGCUUUAUUUAUUCCUGACUGCGCUGAUCAAGGAAGCUCUCUCUCUCCCUCUCGGUCGCUUGCUGCAUCGAGGUUCCGAUUCGAUUGUGGCUCCUUCGGACAUUGGGUGAUUCUAGGGCCUUGCUUGCGGUAUUGGGAUUUGGGGAUUCUUCGACUCGGCGUAUUUUUUUCUUCUUUUUCUGGAGGUCGAACGCGCCGCGAUGGAACGGUGGUUGAGGAAGAAUCGAGAAAUGGUGUAGCAGAAGAUUCGGUUUCCCAAGCUCGCAAUUUGUUCGGUCUCGUUUGGAAAUUCAGAUAGUCGCGUCUGGCUAGGGCGCUGGUUCUUGAAUAAUGUGUAUACUUUGUGUAGUUCCGAGGUGGUCGCGGAAGAUUGCCACCUUGUUGCCUUGGCUGCUGUUCCCAGUUCUUCUGUUUUGGGGCAUGUCGCCGCUCCUCCCUCCGCGGCUGCGCUUUGAGGUCACCUCGCCUAGGAUCGCUUGUCUGACCGUCCUCGUCCUGACACUCGUCUGGUACAAGGCUUUGGUGCCGCUAUUGAGUUAUUUGCAGGCUUGCAUGGCAGCUCGCGAACGCGAGCGCCAGCGGGCACUUGCAAUUGAGAUGCAGACGCUUUUGAAGACUGCCAUCCGCCGCUGCCGGAACUGUCACACCCCAUACAGGGAUCAGAAUCCUACUGGAGGCCGCUUCAAGUGCUCUUACUGUGGCCAAUUUUCUAAAAGGCCCAUCUUGGAUCUUCCAUGUUCUGUUAGGAGCUCUUCGUUCAGUGAACUUAUGAGGAGUUGUGGAUGGAUAUGGAGUCAGGAUCGGCAAGCCCAGAGAAACACCAAUUGGGGUUGUUCUACGGUUGCGAAAUUGUCAUCAUUUCUCAUUUUCUUCCCUUUCAAUCUGAUUUUCUAUUUAUUUGUCAGUAUGAGAUGGCUCUGUAGAGUAGUAUUCAGAAACAAUUGGUCAGAUGAUGGUUCUGACACUGACCACAAAGGGGCGUUAUAUAAGAGUGAGGAUGAUGGAGGGAACCUGCAUGAGAGAAGAUGGGAGAAAACCAGGAGGAAAGCUGAAGAGAAACGUCAGACAAAGAUGGAAAAAGAGAUGCUGGAAGAGGAAGAAAGAAAGCAAAGAGAGGAAGUUGCAAAGCUGAUAGAAGAAAGAAGAAAGAUGAGAGAUGAGAAAUUGAAAGCUGAGGGAGAAACUUCAAAGGGCUCCAUUGUUGACGAGGAAAGAGACAGUAAUAAGCACGGAAAGAAAAGAAGAAAAGAUAGAAGAAACGACAAGGAUAGGGGAUCUAGCAAGAGCAAUUCUGAUGUUGAGGAUUUAGAGAAAAGGGCGAGCAACAUGAAUGAGAGAAAGUAUGGAUUUUACAAUAAGAAUCGGAAUGAGAGACAUGAUGCAAUGAGAAAUCCAGCAGUGAUGUCAAAGGCACAUGCCUUGGAUACUUCACAUGGAAAUAAAAUGGUAACAGGUAAAACAAGAUACUCUAGUCAUAUAACUGGCAACUUUUCAUCAAGAGGUUUUGAUGGCUCCAUAUUUUUUGGGAGAAAUACCCAGAACCCAACUAGCGUGGUAAAGAAACCAAUUAAACCAGUUACAGUUUUCAUGAAUCACACUUUCAAAAAUGUCAGAAAGUCUCAAGUGGCUGGAGAUGUAAGUGUUAAUACUAUGUCAAGUGGAGAUAGUAGUUUUCUCAAAGGCAACCUUCAUCAGCCUAUGAAUUCAUCUGUGCAACCACGCCAAGCUACUCUGAAGAAACCAUGGCAUCAACUAUUCACUAAUCCAGCUCCCACAAACCCUGCAACUACUUCAACAAGUCGCAAUAAUAACAGUGAAGUAGAAGCUCAGAUUACAGACCUAAAUAACCAGAAGUUGCUAUCGGACAAUUUCUGUGACAGUCAAACUAACUUUGCACAACCAUUUCCUUUAACUUCUCUGACCUCAUCCAGUUUCUUAUUUAGUAGUACUUCUCCCAAAAGCUUGUCAGUAGAAUCCUUAUUUACUUCCAUUAAGGAUUCAACAUCAAGUUUCACAUCAGAAGAAGCAGAAAAUUUUGAAGAUCCAUGCUAUGUGCCGGACAUUAUAUCCUUGCUUGGUCCAGUUUCUGAGGAGCUUGACAAUUUUCCAUUAGAUACAAGUUCUGAUUUUCUUUUCAAUGAUAAGGUGGUGGAAUCUCAAGUGUUAAAGAGUCCUUCUGCUUCUGGAAUCAUAUCCAAGCCUUCUCCAAUUGAGUGUCCUAUUUCCAGAUUGCAAAAUUCAGAAGAAAAACAGACUAGUUUUGGCCAAGUUUCAUGUAACAAGUCUCAGGAUUUACAUAUGACAAAUGUUGAUGAGUCACAAGGUAUAUGGCAGAUGUGGGAACCUCCAUUGGAUCAGAACAUAGGGUUAUUAGGAGGGCCUUCCAGAUGGCUUUCAACUAUAGGACAUCAGAAUCCAGAACAAGAAGAUAUAUCAAAUAUUUUCUCAAACAACUCUUUGAUAUCACAAAGCAUGAAGGGGAGCCCUGCACUUUUGAGUGCCAAAUCUCCACAGCAUGUUCUUGGUGGUAUUCAGCAGAAUGGAGUCACACAUGGUGCAAAUAGUGCUGCUAUGAAUGGUAGUGAUCCUUGGAUGCAGAUACGGCCUUUACAAUCAUUAGCUUCUGAUGAAGAAAACCAUUUACUUCCUCUGAGUCUCAUAGAUAAUAUGCAGCAAAAUGAUGCAAUGAUAAUUAGUCCAAACAAGUCAAAACAUGAUUGCUCUAUUGUAUCUCCUAUUAGUUGGCUGAGUUCAAAAAUCUUUAGAUCAAAUUGGUAUCACAAUUUGAUUCCCUGGCUAAUGGUGUAUUUGAUUCCAAGUUCUUGUGCUAGGAGAUCCUAAAUUGUACCCACUUUUCUCUGACUUGACCAGCACAAACAGACAGAGAGAUCUUCAUUGGCUCGUCAGAAACCCACAUGUUUAGCGGUGAGUUGACAAUACUUGUCUUGUUAAAGCUGUAUUAUC